Lachnellula hyalina is the source of this 3591-nucleotide messenger RNA. It is a transcript of the gene MCPH1, whose product is annotated as Microcephalin. The transcript has 2 exons. Gene Ontology annotation, biological process: mitotic cell cycle. The record is from RefSeq and is a predicted model, not a curated record. NCBI's taxonomy places the organism in Eukaryota, Fungi, Ascomycota, Leotiomycetes, Helotiales, Lachnaceae. Bases 1 to 3591 code for a protein of 1196 amino acids.
AUGAAUGACCAAUCCCCACCAAAGCGUGUGACUCGCGCCCGAGCAGCUGCGAAAACCACCGAUGCUGGAGUGAAAACAACCAGGAUCGCGACUGCUGCUUCGAAAGCAAAGGUUACACGCGCCGCAUCCACAACCAAGCGCAAGACACGAGCCGAUGAGACCCAUGAAGAAGAUGAGAACCACGAAGCGGAACAAAUAAUCGAACCAGAACCUGCGAAGUUGACUCGAGCGAGACCCAAGAGAACUGCCGUCCAAACUACGGCCGAGAUGGAGGAAGAGGCUCCAGCUCCGAGAGCGACCAGAGGCAGGCCAAAGAAGGCCGCCACCGAAACCUCGGUACCUGAACCUCCUAGACCCACCAGAGGACGAGCAAAGAAGGUGGAAGUCCCUAAAGAGGAAGCCAUAGUCGUCGAGCCCCCUCAGAGAACAACCCGCACUCGAGCUGCAACAAUCACCAAAGCCACUGCUCCCAAGAAAACCGUCAAAUUUGAAGAACCUGACAAGGAGAAUAUUGCUCCUGUUGCUGCCAAUACAAAGGCCAAGGCGAAAGUCACCGAAAUCGGUACUGGUCUUCGGGCUAAACCUGUUCGCAAGCCUGCAACUGUUGCAACUAGAGCUACCCGUGGACGAGCAAAGGCGGUCGUGGAAGAAAAGGAAGCAAAAAUUUCUCCACUCAGCCCAAAGAAAGCAACGCAAGUAGGCGCCACCAAGGAGAAUACUUCCGACGAUGAGCUCGCAACGACUGAAAAGACCCCAAUGAAGCCUCUCUCUCGAAGCCCAGUUAAACCCCCGACAAGCGUUUUUGGUACGGCAAAGAAACUUGAUUUCUCAACAUCUAUGACUGUCAAUAAGGCUAGUACUACACAUGAUCUUGGAGCAUCAGUCAUGGCCAGUCCAGCUCGCCGUCCUCCCACUUCUGCCUUUAAGGAGUCUUUAAAUGCUUCAUCACAACGAGUGACUUUUGGCGAUUCGAUGCUUCGAUCUCCUUUCAAGCCAUCACUGCCAGCUCCGCAAUCUGCAGUAGCAAACUCGUCCUUCAAAGCAUCGCUGCUCCAAUCGCCAGCCAGACGACCCCAGUCCCCUACCAAGGUCAAUGAUAAUGGCUCUCCCAGCAGAUCCAACAACACCAAGUCGCUGUUUAGCGCAACCCCGAACACUUUUAAGAUGUCGAGAUUUACCACUCCAAAGACCAUUACCAAGAGUGUCACUCGCCCCGGCCAAAUGGCCCCUCCAAGUGCUUUUAAGGCUUCGGCUGGAGGUAGCCCCAAGGCAAAUGACAACGACGAGCUCACGGAGAUUGUUGCGGAGCCAAGUUUGAAAUUCUCGGGUCGUCUCUCAUCUAUCAUGCCACGUGAAGCAGAUCCUGUACUUGUCAACGCUGAGCCCAUUACUGAGGACACUGAGGACGCAGCUGAGGGUCAACCUGCGGAUGACCCGAUGGAGGUUGAUGAGGCCGACACAGUUGUUGUCAAUAAUGAUACGGAUGAUAAGACUACCACACCUCCACAAUCUCCUCCCAGUUUUAGCACUGGAGCAUUUGCUCUACGAGAGGAAGAUGAAAACCCAUUUGUUGACUCCGAUUCCGAAGAUGAGCUGGCCUCGGAUAUCUAUUCGCCAGGGGCCCUUGCAGGCUUCCGCAUCUCGUCUCAUGACUUUGCUCCUGCUACUCCUACACCAUUCAGUUCCAUCAACAAGACGCCUCGGACAUCAAAGUCUCGAAAAUCAUUAGGCCCCGAAGCAUCCUCACGAAAGGAGAAGAUUGGUUUUACGCCAUUGGCUAUACAAUUAAAUGAGUGGUUGGCAUCCAGCCCAGACAAGUCAGAAGCCGGUAGCUCUACUCCAGAGGCCUCACCAACGGCCGGCGCAACAGAUGAUGUCGUGCCGGUUGAGAUGGGAGCUGCUGCACAGCCCUCCCCGGUCAAAAGUACAUUCUUUGAAGAUGAGAUGUCUGUCCGGGACGAGUUGGCUGUCUCUCCAGAGCCAGAGAUCCCAGAGCUCUCUGAUCCUGAAUUGAGCCCAGUGGAGCUUGAUGACGAGGAUUUGGAUCUUGCUCAUGAAGCUGAUGAGAUGUCUCUGCUUGAACCCAAUGAGAUUGACAUGGGUACUGAAGCAGAAUUGCCUGCACCAGAGCCAGAGUGUGAGGAAUUCCUCCAACUGGAUGAGCUUAACCAAGAGCCAGAGUACGAAGAACUCCUUCAACCCGCCGAGCCCGUCCAAGAGCAGGAGCUUGAAGAGCUCCCACAGCCAACAGAGCUCGCACUUUCAGAGGCCAGUCAAGAGUAUGGCGACGAGAAUACCAUGCCAAUCGAUCCAGAUUUGUUCACUCUUGCCCCUCCUAUUAGCCAAGCCCCCGUUCCCCCGACCUUAUCAACCCCAAAGAGAGUUCUCGCUGAAAGAGUAUGCCAUACUGUAUCAAAAGUUCCUCUUAAGGCUCCGGCCGAAGUGACCCCAAUGAGGCCACCACCAAAGAAGCGAAGUGCCAGUAUCUCGCGCCUACCCGUCCAGAGACCUUCAAGUGGGCUUACUCGAAAUAAUACUGUCAUUUCCUACUCGCCCACCAAGACCACGCCCCGAGCAAAGACACCACGACGAGUCUCAAGUGCGAUUGAGGAAGCUUACAACACGCCUACAAAGCAAGAAACGGAAAUGUGGUCUACACUUGGAACGCCAGCUCGCACUCCACGUCGUGAUCUUAAUGCUGCUCUCUUGAAGGGCGCUGUUGUAUUUGUCGAUGUUCACACUACAGAGGGCGCUGAUGCUAGUGUACUCUUCACCGAGCUUCUUACUCAAAUGGGUGCUCGCUGUAUCAAGUCAUGGAGCUGGAACGGGAAUGGUGAGGAUGGAGGCAAGAUUGGUAUUACGCAUGUUGUCUUCAAGGAUGGUGGAAAGAGGACCCUUGAAAAGGCACGAGAGACCAACGGUGUUGUUUCUUGUGUUGGUGUUAGUUGGGUCUUAGACUGUGAGCGUGAGAACAAGUGGCUUGAUGAGGCUCCAUACGCAGUUGACACAGCCCUCGUUCCUCGAGGAGGCCAUCGCAGACGCAAGAGUAUGGAGCCACGAGCUCUGGCAAACCUGAACGGUACACUGGUACCCUCUUCAUCCAGCACUCCGGCUCGCAACACAAAUAGGACCCCAUCCAAGGAGUUCAAAAUUGGAGAGACACCCUACACAGCCAAGUCUAAACGCCGUGAUUCAGUUCAAUGGGUCCGCUCGCCUUCUACUUCUUCGUCUAACGAAGAUGAAUUCGAAGACCAAACUCUGCUCCUCUCUCCCAUCCCUGCAACUCCAGCACCAGAGACAAUAUCCGCAUAUGGUGAAGAUGGUCUCUAUGGUGACGAGACACCAGGUGGUCAGACGCCAUACUUCCUGCAAACCGAGCAGCUGAUCCAGAAAACUGCUCCUCCCGCCAAGGGCCGUUUCUUCGACACACCAGAAGCUGAAGAUAACAGCGGCAUGGAGAUCGGCAAGGGAUUUCUAAGUGAGAAGAAGGACGAGAGUGUCAUGAUGCGCCUGAUGGCUGCUAGGAGGAAGAGUCUGCAAUGGGCUCCUAAGGUCGGUAGUCCUUUGGCUAGAGGACACCACGGGUUUUAG